Molecule: messenger RNA, 2007 nt
Organism: Epithele typhae
Lineage: Eukaryota; Fungi; Basidiomycota; Agaricomycetes; Polyporales; Epitheliaceae
Product: iron reductase
Exons: 4
Coding region: 1-2007 (668 amino acids)
Biological process (GO): copper ion import; intracellular iron ion homeostasis; iron ion transport
Cellular component (GO): plasma membrane
Molecular function (GO): ferric-chelate reductase activity
Source: RefSeq, a predicted model, not a curated record
AUGUCUGUCUUCGCUGCUGCCCCCGCCAACGCCUCCAACGCCUCCUCCCCGACCCACGGCCCGUCUUCUGCCGCCGCCGCGGGCGCGGUUCCACCCAUCCCCGACGGCGCGCUCGUCUUCGACAUCGAUGUCAUCCUUCUGUGCGUUGUCGGAUUGGUUUUCCUUCUCCUUCUCCCCCGCACAGCCAUUCGCUUCACCCACAAGCGCGAAUGGGUCGACGGCCACUUUCUCCGCUCCAUCCGGGCUGAGGAGCAGCCUGCUUUCACCACCCGUCGCCCGGCCGAGAAUCAAGACGUGAUCUCUCGCGUCUCUCCCGCCUACUUCGACGAGAAGGCCGGUUCCAGUCAGUCCCAGUCGCCCGACGAGGCGACCUCCUACGACCACGACUACAACCAGUACUACGGCGGCGCCACCUCCGACGCGUCCCACACCUACGUCGGCCAGCCCGACGUCUCCCGCAAGGCCUCUACCGCCUCUGCUCGCGAGAAGCGUCGCCAGAACGUCCCCACACACCUCUCCGGCUGGUCGACGACGCUCCCCACUCUCGCUGGCUGGCUUCGCACCAGCCUUAACCCUGGUUUGACCGUUGGCAAAGCCAUCAUCCUCCUCGGCUACGCUGCCCUCGUCCUCUUCGCCUCCCUCUAUUUCUCCAACCCCAUGUCGGACCCCGUCCGCACCGGCUGGGUCGCCGCGAGCCAGAUCCCCGUUGUUGUCAUCCUUGGCACCAAGAACAACCUCGUUGGGCUCUUGAUUGGGUUUGGCUAUGAGCGGUUGAACUACAUCCACCGCUUCGCAGGCACCCUUCUCGUCCUUGCCGCCAACGUCCAUGCCAUCGGAUACUUCUACAAAUGGAGCAUCAGUGGAACCUUGGCUCAGAGCCUGAUGAUGCCCCAAUUCCGAUGGGGCAUGAUCGCGCUCAUUUCCUUCAACGUGCUUUUCCAGCUUUCGACGCAGUGGGUCCGCCAGCGGUUCUACAACUCCCUCUUCAUUCCGUCCCACAUCAUCUUCGCCGUCCUUGCGUGCGUCGCCGUCUGCAACCACUACCCGGUCUGCAUCCCCUACGUCCUCAUCGCCGCGAUCGCCUACGGCGUCGACCGCCUCUGGCGCCUCGUCAAGUCUCGCGUCGUGAUGGCCCGUCUCCGCCCGCUCUCCGAGCUCGGGAUGACUCGCGUCGAGAUUCCUGGGAUCAACGCCGGCUGGCGCUCUGGCCAGCACGUCCGCCUCCGCGUCCUCAGCCUCGGUAUGGGCUGGCGCUCCUGGGCGGAGUCGCACCCCUUCACGAUCGCGAGCGUCAGCCGCUCCCCGUCCGGCGAAGGCAUGGUCCUCAUGGUCAAGAAGGCGGGCGACUGGACCAACCGCCUCUACGAGCUCGGCCAGCGCGCGGACUACGGCGAGGCCAACGGCGUCGGCUGCCAGGUGCAGUGCGUCGUCGAGGGCCCGUACGGCGGUCCCGGACACGCGAUCUUCGCCAGCUUCUCCGGCGCUCUCUUCGUCGCCGGGGGCAGCGGUAUCACCUUCGCGCUCGCCGCGGUGCGCGACCUGAUGAAGAAGGACCUCGAGUACCGCUCCCGCGUGCGCGCGAUAGAGCUCGUGUGGACCGUGCAAGACCCCGCCGCACUCACGCCGCUCCUGCCCCUGUUCUCGUCCCUCAUCGCCCAGGCCCAGAGCUCGUACGCCACCCUGCGCAUCUCCGUCCACUACACGCGCGCCCCGUCCAACCCGGACGCGUUCAAGGCGUUCCGCGCCCUUCCCCCCGGGCUCACCCUCCUCCCCUCCCGGCCCAAGUUCAACAAGGUGCUCACCGGCGUCGUCGACCGCUCCGCCGCGCUCUUCAGCAGCGGCAAGGAGCGCCGCCGCGGCGGGGGCGGGCUCUCGGGCAUCAUCGUCGGCGUCUGCGGGCCGACGUCGCUCGCGGAGAGCGUCCGGAAGGCCGUGAACGAGUUUGAUCCGGACCGGCGCAAGCUCAUCGGCGGGCUCGAGCUGCACGAAGAGGCUUUCGGCUGGUAA